AUGUCUGGGGUGGGCGCUGCCCUUGUAAAAAAGCUCCCCAUCUUGAGGGAGUCAAGGGCACGGAACGCGGCCGUGUCAAUCUUUUGCGUUUUGGCCAUUAUCGUCGUUCGUUUCUUGUACCGCUAUGUUCACCCAUUACCGAAGGGCACGAAGCGAAUCAGCAGUAGAAGCAGCCGCAGCCCCAAAAAGAAGAAGCACAACAGCAGAGACGAUAGUGACAGAAGUAGCGGUGAAGGCGACCGAUCGACGAAGCAGCGAAAAACAGACUCCUUGCUGCCUACGGUGCUCAUGCUAAUAGGGAUCCACGGCAGUGGCAAGAGUUUCUGGGCGAAACGGUACACCGAAAUUGUCCACAAGUCGUACAUCAUUGUCUCCUCGGAUGCCAUCCGUAGCCGUCUUACGGGCACCAUCGACAACUUUACGAGAGAGGACGAAGUCGAAGAGAAGCUACUCGAGGAGGUGACGCGCACGCUGGAGCUGCGGCGUAGCUGUAUCGUGGACGACUGCCAGCACAAUCUAUCACCGGAAUUUCGGACAAAGCUGAAGGCUUUGGCAGUAAAUGGAAAGGCGAACCGCGUGGUGAAGAUCUUCUCUGUGAAACCCUCGUACGCCAUGAUGCGUAUACAGAGCGAUGUCGAGGAGGGAAUAGUGCGCUACAUCCCUACCAUGGUGGAGAUUGAGAAGCAAGUCGAGCGUGUGGCAGAGUUCGAAAAAACGUACAAGGAUGACGGCUGGGUGAAAAACUGA
This is a messenger RNA of Leishmania braziliensis MHOM/BR/75/M2904, 747 nucleotides long. RefSeq lists its product as hypothetical. The coding region runs from base 1 to 747 and encodes 248 amino acids. The record is from RefSeq and is a predicted model, not a curated record. The transcript has a single exon. Lineage: Eukaryota; Euglenozoa; Kinetoplastea; Trypanosomatida; Trypanosomatidae.